AUGGGGCCUAUUGCUUUUGACAAGAAACCCAUUAUCAUGAAAAGAUGGGAGCCAGACCUUAAUCUCAAGGCGGAAUGCAUCAAUGAGGUUCCGGUUUGGAUUAGAUUGCCUAAUGUGGACUUGAAGUUUUGGGGGAAGGAGGCCCUAAUGAAAAUUGUUAGCCUGGUGGGGAAUCCUGUAAAGUCUAACAGGGUUACAUCCACUAAGGAAACGAUUGCGUUUGCUAGAGUCAUGGUGGAAGUUCCUGUAAAUGGAGUGUUUCCUAAGUAUAUUGAAUUUUUGGAUGAAGGUGGUCAUUUGAUGAGGCAAAGGGUGGUGUUUGAAUGGAAAUCGAUAUCCUAUUCUGUUUGCAAUGGCUUAGGUCAUGUGGGAUCUGAUUGUCCUAAUCACAAAGUUCAGGCUAGAAGACAGAAUAGGGCUCAGGUUAAUGGGGGCCCUGCUCAUCCUCAGAAAGUUUGGAAGCCAAUAGUGAAACCAAAUGAGAUUCCUGCUACUGCUGUUCCUACUAUGAAUCCUGCUACUGCUGUUUCUACUAUGAAUCGGUUUGGAGGUCUAGAAUCUGAUAUUAUUGAAGAAAUGGGGAUUGAUGACAGAACUAUUGUUCCAGCUAGUAAUAUGUCUGUGCAUCAGAGAAUUGUUGAAGAGGAAUGUAUUUUGGGGAUUGAUUGCCCUGGCGCCAUUUGUGAUGUGUUGUGGUUCAUGAAACAUCAUUAUUUGGGUUUGUUUGGUUUGUUGGAGACUAAAGUGAAAGCUGUAAGAUUUGAUAAAGUGUUCAGUAAUUUCAAUGAUGAAUGGUCUGUGGUGACAAAUCAUGGUAAAGUGAAGGGUGGUAGAAUUUGGGUGGUAUGGGUUCCUUCUAUUUUUCAGAAUACUUCUGUUGAAUUUCUGCCUAAGGGCCUCAUGGAUAACAAUCCUUGUAUUGUGAGUAUGUUUGCUUGCAAGAAGCCUUUUCGGUUUUUUAACAUGUGGGUUGAUUGUCCUGGGUUCCUGGAAACUGUGAAACAGGCUUGGGAUUCUCCUGUUCAUGGUACUAACAUGUUUAGAGUUAUACAAAAACUCAAACAAGUAAAGCAAAACCUAAAAAAGUUCAAUCUCAGGAACUUUUCUGAUGUGGAAAAUGCUGAUUUGAUAGCUGCUACUUGUCUGGCUGAGGUUCAAACCAGAUUUGAUAGCUGGUACUUGUCUGGCUGA
Molecule: messenger RNA, 1191 nt
Organism: Chenopodium quinoa (quinoa)
Lineage: Eukaryota; Viridiplantae; Streptophyta; Magnoliopsida; Caryophyllales; Amaranthaceae
Exons: 3
Coding region: 1-1191 (396 amino acids)
Source: RefSeq, a predicted model, not a curated record